Molecule: messenger RNA, 961 nt
Organism: Lactuca saligna
Lineage: Eukaryota; Viridiplantae; Streptophyta; Magnoliopsida; Asterales; Asteraceae
Source: the annotation of a GenBank genome assembly
AUGGUGAUGAAUAAUGAUGAGAUACGCACGAUUGUUGGAAUCAUUGGGAAUGUCAUCUCUUUCGGUCUGUUUAUCUCUCCCUCGCCUACGAUAUGGAGAAUCUUCAAGAACAAAUCAGUGGAGGAAUUCUCACCAGAUCCUUACAUAGCAUGUGUCAUGAACUGUUUGCUAUGGAUCUUCUAUGGCUUACCUAUCAAUCAUCCAGACAGCACUCUUGUCGUCACCAUCAACGCCAUAGGUCUUGCAUUGGAGCUUAUUUAUCUCAGCUCAUUCCUAUUAUAUGGCAAUAAUAGUCAUAGGAAAAAGAUAUUCGGGUUUUUAGCUGCCGAGCUUGUUGGCCUUGGUGUUAUUGCAGGUUUGGAUUUAGGAUUGUUCCACACCCAUGAUGCUAGAUCAACCUUCAUUGGGAUCUUCUGUAUUGUAUUUGGAAUUGGCAUGUACACUUCCCCUCUAACUAUCAUGUGGAAAGUAAUAAAAACAAAGAGUGUCGAAUACAUGCCAUUCUAUCUUUCAUUAGCUGCGUUCUUGAACGGUUGUUGCUGGACGACUUAUGCUCUUCUCAAAUGGGAUUGGUUCAUUCUGAUUGCGAAUGGUAUUGGGGCUCUUUCUGGGUUUGUGCAGCUUGUUUUAUAUGCAAUUUUCUGGCGAACAACUCCAAGGAAGAGCAAAACGCCGGCGUCUGAAGUACAGAUGGCUUGAAAAUUUUUACAGAAAUGACAUUUGCUGUUUGAAGGACCUUUUGGUACCCUUUUGAUAUAAUGUAAAUUUAGGUUUGGAUUUUUAGGUUUUGAAGGGGUUUGGAUUUUUAGGUUUCUGAAACAUUUUGGAUUUUUAGGGUUUUGAAGGGGUUUGGUUUUUUUAGUUUUUUUUUCUUUUAGUUAGGUUUUGAGAUUUUGAAUGUUUGAAAGUUUUGGUUUUUGACUUUGGGAUGAUUAUUCUUAGAUUUUUAAUAUAUUAGGAC